AUGACGUAUCAAUCCAGCCAAAAAGACAUCACAGAUGAUUUUAAAAUGCAAAGAAUCGGGAACUUUCUCAUUCAUGCUUCGAGAAGUGAUAGGGUUGGGCUUAAUUUGAUGUUGAGGGAGGGCAUUUCGCCUAAUGUGCAGGAUUAUGAUAACAUAACUGCUCUUCAUCUAGCUGCCAGUGAAGGUCAUGAUUCGAUUGUAGAGCUUCUUCUACACUAUAAGGGGAAGGAGACGAACGGGAUGACGGCAGUGGGGAACCGGGAAAACAUCACCGGUGAUUCUAGUUCUUCGACAGGGGAAGGAGACGAACGAGAUGACAGUCGUUGA
This is a messenger RNA of Lactuca virosa, 327 nucleotides long. NCBI's taxonomy places the organism in Eukaryota, Viridiplantae, Streptophyta, Magnoliopsida, Asterales, Asteraceae. The record is from the annotation of a GenBank genome assembly.